Ipomoea triloba (trilobed morning glory) is the source of this 1716-nucleotide messenger RNA. RefSeq names its product alcohol dehydrogenase-like 7. Gene Ontology annotation, molecular function: zinc ion binding; S-(hydroxymethyl)glutathione dehydrogenase [NAD(P)+] activity. The coding region runs from base 263 to 1441 and encodes 392 amino acids. The transcript is spliced from 11 exons. NCBI's taxonomy places the organism in Eukaryota, Viridiplantae, Streptophyta, Magnoliopsida, Solanales, Convolvulaceae. Gene Ontology annotation, biological process: formaldehyde catabolic process. The record is from RefSeq and is a predicted model, not a curated record. Gene Ontology annotation, cellular component: cytosol.
UUCAAGCUUUAGAUACUAACGAAUAAGACGCUGGCAGUACAAGAGAAGAAUGCAGAGCAAAGAAUUAAAGAUUCCCAAUUUACUGAAUAAUCUUCUUGUUAAAUAAAGAUGGCUGCCGAAUGUUGUGUUCACCAUUCCACCCAAGCUCCUCUCCUGUAGUUUCUCUUCUCAGUUUUUGAAACCGAGCAAAACUUGUGCUAGAGACUAGAGAGGGAGAAGUGUGUGUGGCUGUGCAUAUUGUAUUUAGUUCUUGAAAAUUGAAAUGGAUUCAAAAGCAGAAAAACAAGCGCCAAGUGGGAAAACAGCUGGGAAGCCGAUUAGAUGCAGAGCUGCAGUGGCAAGGAAAGCUGGGGAGCCACUGGUGAUAGAGGAGGUGAUAGUGGCCCCACCAAAAUCUCAUGAAGUUCGCGUUAAGAUUAUCUGCACUUCUCUCUGCCACAGUGAUAUUUUCUUCUGGAAACUACAACAAUUCCCAGGAUGUUUUCCAAGAAUCUUGGGCCACGAAGCUUUUGGGAUUGUAGAGAGUGUAGGAGAAGAUGUUGAGGAUUUUAAGGAAGGCGAUUCAGUAGUUCCAAUAUUUUUGCCAGACUGCACAGAAUGCUUAGACUGCAAAUCCAAGAAAAGCAAUCUCUGCACGAAAUUUCCAUUUAGGGCCUCUCCUCUUCUGCAUAGAGAUGAAACAAGCCGAUUCACCGACCUCAAAGGAGAGGCUUUGCACCAUUUCCUGUUUGUAUCAAGUUUCAGCCAGUACACUGUUAUCGACAUUGCUAAUGUCACAAAGAUUGAUCCUAGCAUCCCCCCCAACCGGGCUUGCCUCCUAAGCUGUGGAGUGUCAACUGGCGUAGGCGCUGCAAUCAGAUCAGCGAAUGUGGAACCGGGAUCAACUGUUGCUAUCUUUGGUUUGGGAUCAAUCGGAUUAGCGGUUGCGGAGGGAGCCAGGCUUUGUGGUGCUGCAAGAAUUAUCGGUGUGGAUAUAAAUCCAGAUAAAUUUGAGAGAGGUAAAACAUUUGGGGUUUCCGACUUUGUCAAUUCUUUGACUAUUGGGGAUAAAUCAGUAAGCCAGGUGAUAUGUGAGAUGACUGGGGGCGGUGCAGACUAUUGCUUUGAAUGUGUCGGCCAGGCAACAUUGGUGCAAGAAGCAUACGCCAGCUGCCGGAAGGCUUGGGGCAAGACAGUGGUUUUAGGAGUUGAUCAGCCCGGAAAGCAGGUGAGCUUGAGCUCUUUCGAGGUUCUUCACAGUGGCAAAACCCUCACUGGAUCACUGUUUGGAGGUCUCAAGCCAAAAUCUGAUAUCCCCAUCCUUGCUAAGCGUUACACAGAUGGGGAACUACAACUAGAUAAAUUUGUGACUCAUGAAGUGGGUUUUGAAGACAUCAACAAAGCUUUUGACUUGCUUAUUCAAGGGAAAAGCUUAAGGUGUGUUAUUUGGAUGGAUAAGUGAUACUUUCUAUGGUAUCACUAUGUGUACUUAAUUCUAACAUCGCUCUUUAUAUGCAAUUGAUAUAUAUAUUGUGUAAGUAACCCAAAAUAAUACCUUUGUAUGGGGAAAGUCUAUGGUGGCUGUUGAUUGGCAUCAAUAUCUCUUGCAUCAGGUACACACCCAAAAAGCUUUGGGGAAGUUUUGAGUAUCAAAUUGUUUCCAUAGUACUUGAUACAAAGCUUUUGUGUAUCUCACUUCCUAUGCCUUUAUUUAAUUCCCUAAUCUUUAGCACAAUA